GCUGUUGCCAUGACGCCGGGGCGGGGGCGGGGCGCGGCCCGGGCCCGCGCCCCAUGGAGGCGGUGGCCGCCGCGCCGGCGGCCGAGGACGUGCGGCGCUGGCUGGAGGCGGAGGGCGCCGACCCCGCCGCCCCGGCGGAGCAGCAGCUGGGUCUGGCGUGGCGGCUGCUGCGGCGCAGCGAGGCCCAGCUCCGAGCCGCCGCCCGCCGCCUCGGCGACCUCGAGCGGCGCCGCGCCGAGGAGAUGCGCGAAGUGGAAAGCUACGUUGGUCACGUCCGUAACUUGACAGAGGAACAAGAUGCCAUUACCACUGAAUACGAAAGAGAAAAUGAGCAGCUCAGGCUUGAGCUGACAGAACUGCAGCUUCAACAGGAAGCCCAGCUGAAGGAGGUCGAGGAGAUGCUGGAACAGGAAGGCUUGUCCGAAAUAGCUCACAGUAAUGCCAGUGAACAGAUUGCUUAUUUACUGGUAGAGAGAACCACGCUGCUGGAGAAACUGGAGAUUGCAGAUCAGAAGCUGAAUUCACACAGCUACGUGAACAGGCUGUGUGCAGCACAGCUUCAGGGUGAGUUUGAUCACAUUCAUCAGACGUUGGCAGAUGAACUCCAACAGCAGUGUGAAUCCAUGCGGUGUACUAAAGAGGCAAUGAAUAAGUCUUGCAGGGCAGAGCUGGAGAGGGAACAAGCAUUGCGCGCAGGAGUUGAACGAGAUCUUGAUGAGGCCACACAGAGACUGCAGAUGGCCCACGAAGAGAUCCAAAGGCUGACAGACGAGCUGGAUGCGCAAAGAAAGGAGCAGAGCGAAAAAGCCCUGCAAAUGCCCGAGAGCUGGGAAGAAGGAGUGAAUGAACAGAGAGAGAGUGAUAGGACUGAGCUGCAGAAGGCCAUGGAGCAAAACAGCAGAUUGGACAAGGAAAUUCUGGCACUGCGAGCCCGGAUUCAAACGCUCGACUUGGAAAGAAAAGCUUUCCUUGAUCUGGUUGAACAGCUCAAAGAGGAGAUUUGCGAGUAUCAGAAGAGUGAGAAACAAGGACUUCCAUUCCCCGCACCAGAUGAGACUGAAGAAGUUGCAGUGUGCUCACUGCAGACACAGGGCACAAAGGAUGAAGGGAGGGUUGAAGGAGACUGUGUUUCAGGCCACGCUGGCUUGGAUCAAGACAACAGAUAUCAGGAUAGUGAAAUACUUCAUAAAAGGUGCCGAGAGGUGAUUGAGAACAUUGAGGGCAGGAAUUCGCAGCUCCUUCACAAGCUGCAGAAAUUGGAGCAGGAGCACGAGGAUUUGGUUGAGCGCAAUGAAGAACUGGAAUCUAUUCUAGGAGAUGCACAGAUCCAAACCAAGCAGGAGAAGGAGCACUUUGAGAGUGAGGUAGAGGGACUUCACCAGAAAAUCACAAGUUUAGAGAUGGAAUUACUUGAAGUGCAGAAGAACAAAACUGGGAUGAGUGGAGAAGAGCAAGCAUCGACUGAUGGAACACAAGAAAUGCGAGAGAUGCUGGAAAGCUGUCAGGAAACGAUAGAAAAGUUGGGAAGUCAGCUGGGAGAGCGGAGAGAACGGAGAAAGCAACUUGCAUCUGAACUUGAACUGUUACGAGAAGAUCUGAAGGCCGAAAAGAAGGAAUUGCCUGACUCAAAAUCAGAGCUUACAAGCCAUUCUAAUGACUUCCAGAAUCUCCAAAGAACAUCAGCAAACAGGGAUUUCAUUAAAGUAUCCCAUGAGAAGCUACAAAAAGAUAAUGCUUUAUUAGAUACAGAGGUCUCUGAACUCCUACAAGAACAUGACCAAAUUAACAAACUCAAGCAGAAACAUGAAGAUUUAACUACAGAUGAAAAGACGUGUGAAGAACUGAUGGCUAAAGUAGUAUUUUUGGAAGAAUGGAUCCAUAACUUGAGGGCUGAACAAGAAGUGCUCUGUUCUGAAUUACUAGAAAGCAACAAGAAGAGGGAGGAGCUAGAAAAGCAGCUAAAGGAGAGCAAUGAAGAAAAAGAGUUGUUACUGGAGGAAAUUGCCCAGCUAAAACAAGAUAUCCUGGCUAAGUGGGAGCAGCGUGACAGCAUGGAUGAAGAAGCUUUGAGGAUGAAUCAAGGCAUGAUCCAUAGAGAGAACAAAUUUCUCUUAUCACAGAGUUCUGCAGGCAGUUUAGAUGGGAGCAUUAAACAGAGUCUGUCCGAAGAACGAUUCCAGCAACAGGAGGAAAAAAUGCGGCAGCUGCGGCAGGAUCUGCGUCGUGUUCAGAACUUGUGCAGCUCAGCUGAGAGGGAGCUUAAAUAUGAAAGGGAGAAAAACAUCGACUUACAAAAGCAAAAUCUCUUGCUCCAGCAGGAAUGCACCAAGGUCAAAGCUGAGCUGAAGCAAGCCCGCGCAAAGCUUUUGGACACAACUGAAACGUGCACCUCUCUCUCAGCACAGUGGGAAAAAAGCCAGCAGAAGGUCAAAGAGCUUGAACAAGAGCUCUUGAAGUGCUCCCAGGCUGAUACACUGCAAAGUAGCCUGCAAGAGAAACUUUCACAGGAGAAGUCCAAAGUAUGCGAAGCACAAAAAAAGAUCUCAAAGCUCCAGCAAAAGCUGAAGGAAUCACAACACCAGCUCCUUCUGGCAGAGGCCCGCAUUUCAGACAAGAAGCUCCUGGAGGAGGAAUUGAAAGAGGCCCGAGAAAAUGAAGCUCGAGUGCAGCAAGAACUCCAUGAGGAGUGCCUGAAAAGGAAGCUACUGGAGCAGCAGGUGGAGGAGCUGCGGCAGCAGCUCCGGCACUCGCGUGAGACAGAGGCAUCACUGGCGAAGAUGCAUGUGGAGCUGCAGGCCAAGACUCUGCAUGUCCUAGAAGAUGAGAGGAAAACAGACUCCAGCGAGCAUCUCCAGUGUCACAAAGAGAACCAGAAGCUUUCAGAGCAGCUUUCACUGCUGAAGGAGGAAAACAAAGCCCUUUAUGAAGAAGGAGUACGUCUCCUGAACCAGAAGGAUCUGUAUGUCAGGAAAUACAAUGAAAUGCAGCUCCGCCACAAGGACAAGAUCCGCAGAGCGAAGGAGACGUUUAUCCAUGAGGUGAAACAAAGGGACACUAAAAUUAAGCAGCUUGAAAGUGAGCUCAGCGAGUCAAAGCUCCAAGUGGAAAAGGGGAAGGUGCUGAUUGCACAGAUCACUGCAGAGAAUGAGAAAUUACUCCAGGAAAGAAGACAGCUCCUCCAGAAGAUCUCUGACCAGGAGGAGACCCCUUGGAGCAGCAAGUCUAUGAUUGCUGCUCUCCAGAGCAGAAUGAAGGUCCUGGAUGAGGAGAGUGCGCGACUGCACGAGAGCCAACUCCAGCUCUCCAGCCACGUGCAUGCCUCGCAGCGCGCUCUGAGGAGCAUCCUCGCUCCCAGCACGGAGGACUUGAAGAGUGUUAACUUCCCUGAACGCCAACUACAGAGUAAGAUGUUGCCAUCUCCCUGUAUCAGCUUCCCGGCACAAGAACUGCCAGACUCCCUCAGCACCCUGAAGGCCACACAAGACACCAAGCCUGAAGAAGGAGCUGAAAGCCAGGACUCCUCCUUUUGCUUAUCUCCUUCUCAGCCUUCCGAGAUUGGGUACUUAAACCUAGCUUCGCCCGGAGACACCACAGUCUCCCAACUGCAGGAGGAGAGUCAGAGCAUCAGCUCUGAGAACUUCUAAGUGGGGAAGACCCUUGUCAAAUAUGCGCUAGCUGGACUGCAAGGGCUGGGCUUUGGUUGCCACAGGAUGCCAAGGACUGCAGGAGAGAGAAUUGCCAAAUGACUUGUUCAGUGAUUUCUGUGAUAUUUUUCAACUAAAUUCUUCCAUGGUGAUUUUUAACUUUACCCAACUGCAGAUGUGUGUGUGCGUCAUCCCCCAUGCAGCUCGAUGGUUGAAAUUCACAGAUCAGUGCAGUAGAGAAGAGGGGAGGGGUGAAGUAUAUGUUCCACUGAACCCUAAUUCCCUGUCCAGUCCAAACUCCCAUCUUUGUAAAUAAAGAUUGGACAAGUUCCCCUA
Messenger RNA from Dromaius novaehollandiae (emu), 3980 nucleotides. It is a transcript of the gene CCDC30, whose product is annotated as coiled-coil domain containing 30. The transcript is spliced from 26 exons. The record is from RefSeq and is a predicted model, not a curated record. Lineage: Eukaryota; Metazoa; Chordata; Aves; Casuariiformes; Dromaiidae. The coding region runs from base 54 to 3644 and encodes 1196 amino acids.